ACCCUCCUGCCCAGACAGCUCGCCCUGCACACACACACACACUCACACUCACACACGCUCUCAACUCACUCCCGCUCAACACAGCGCUCACUUCUCAUCUCCAAUCUCAUGGUGGCCGAGCACCCCACGCCACCACAGCCGCACCAACCACCGCCCAUGGACUCCACCGCCGGCUCUGGCAUUGCCGCCCCGGCGGCGGCGGCGGUGUGCGACCUGAGGAUGGAGCCCAAGAUCCCGGAGCCAUUCGUGUGGCCGAACGGCGACGCGAGGCCGGCGUCGGCGGCGGAGCUGGACAUGCCCGUGGUCGACGUGGGCGUGCUCCGCGACGGCGACGCCGAGGGGCUGCGCCGCGCCGCGGCGCAGGUGGCCGCCGCGUGCGCCACGCACGGGUUCUUCCAGGUGUCCGAGCACGGCGUCGACGCCGCUCUGGCGCGCGCCGCGCUCGACGGCGCCAGCGACUUCUUCCGCCUCCCGCUCGCCGAGAAGCGCCGCGCGCGCCGCGUCCCGGGCACCGUGUCCGGCUACACCAGCGCCCACGCCGACCGCUUCGCCUCCAAGCUCCCAUGGAAGGAGACCCUCUCCUUCGGCUUCCACGACCGCGCCGCCGCCCCCGUCGUCGCCGACUACUUCUCCAGCACCCUCGGCCCCGACUUCGCGCCAAUGGGGAGGGUGUACCAGAAGUACUGCGAGGAGAUGAAGGAGCUGUCGCUGACGAUCAUGGAACUCCUGGAGCUGAGCCUGGGCGUGGAGCGAGGCUACUACAGGGAGUUCUUCGCGGACAGCAGCUCAAUCAUGCGGUGCAACUACUACCCGCCAUGCCCGGAGCCGGAGCGGACGCUCGGCACGGGCCCGCACUGCGACCCCACCGCCCUCACCAUCCUCCUCCAGGACGACGUCGGCGGCCUCGAGGUCCUCGUCGACGGCGAAUGGCGCCCCGUCAGCCCCGUCCCCGGCGCCAUGGUCAUCAACAUCGGCGACACCUUCAUGGCGCUGUCGAACGGGAGGUAUAAGAGCUGCCUGCACAGGGCGGUGGUGAACCAGCGGCGGGAGCGGCGGUCGCUGGCGUUCUUCCUGUGCCCGCGGGAGGACAGGGUGGUGCGGCCGCCGCCGAGCGCCGCCACGCCGCAGCACUACCCGGACUUCACCUGGGCCGACCUCAUGCGCUUCACGCAGCGCCACUACCGCGCCGACACCCGCACGCUCGACGCCUUCACGCGCUGGCUCGCGCCGCCGGCCGCCGACGCCGCCGCGACGGCGCAGGUCGAGGCGGCCAGCUGAUCGCCGAACGGAACGAAACGGAACGAACAGAAGCCGAUUUUUGGCGGGGCCCACGCCCACGUGAGGCCCCACGUGGACAGUGGGCCCGGGCGGAGGUGGCACCCACGUGGACCGCGGGCCCCGCGCCGCCUUCCAAUUUUGGACCCUACCGCUGUACAUAUUCAUAUAUUGCAAGAAGAAGCAAAACGUACGUGUGGGUUGGGUUGGGCUUCUCUCUAUUACUAAAAAAAAUAUAAUGGAACGACGGAUGAAUGGAUGCUUAUUUAUUUAUCUAAAUUGAAUUCGAAUUCGGCUCA
Molecule: messenger RNA, 1574 nt
Organism: Oryza sativa Japonica Group (Japanese rice)
Lineage: Eukaryota; Viridiplantae; Streptophyta; Magnoliopsida; Poales; Poaceae
Source: RefSeq, a predicted model, not a curated record